UCUCUGACCACCAGGACGGGGUUACAACAAAGAAACAAAGGAAGUAAAGGGGGUCUGCUGCUUCUUUUACCAUCCGGAGAUGAUGGAAACACAUCGGGCCGCGGUCACUUCAGUCACCGGGGUCAGCAGUGCUGCCUCCGCCGGGCUGUGAGUCACUGGGCUCCGCAGAGGUGAUCGGUACUAAGGAUAGGAUCGGACCGGACCGUGCGGACUCUUUACAGGCUGCAUGCAGCAGGCUGUUCCGACAGUUUGCAGCGAAAGCUCCCCCCCUGGAGAGUUAACCAUCAGGAGGAAAGCAUCUGUACGCUCAGACUGUGACAGAGGAGGAGAAAAGAGCUGCUUCAGCGUGCAUUAAUUGUUCAGACUCACAAAGGUUUCACACCGACAUGGGAAAAGAAGCCACAGUCAUCUUGUAAGAUGUAUCCUCACCACAGAGAAAGGGAGCAGCCGAUCUUCAGCGCCCGGGCUCAUGUUUUCCAGAUCGACCCCGCUACUAAGAGGAACUGGAUCCCUGCCAGCAAGCAUGCCGUCACCGUGUCCUUCUUCUAUGAUGCUAACCGCAAUGUGUACCGCAUCAUCAGCGUUGGAGGGACGAAGGUGAGGGCGAUUAUCAACUGCACGGUCACUCCCAGCAUGACCUUCACCAAGACGUCCCAGAAGUUUGGGCAGUGGGCUGACAGCAGAGCUAACACUGUGUACGGUCUUGGUUUUGCUACAGAGCAACAGCUGCAUCAGUUUUCAGAGAAGUUUAAGGAGGUGAAAGAUGCAGCUCGGCUGGCCCGAGAAAAGUCACAGGACAAAGAACUGGCCAACACAGCGCUCACCAUCGCUGCUCCUCAGUUCUCACAGGACCUCUCUGAUGAACUCCAGUCUCCACCUGUGAUGUGUGUGAAUGGACCAGAAGAUAAGCUUUUCCGCAGCCAGAGUGCCGACAUCACGCUGUCCUCAGAGAAGGAGCGCAUUAAAAAGAUGCUCUCUGAAGGGUCUAUUUGUGAGAUGAACCUGGAGGCCGAACUCUUCACUCUACAGGACAGUAACUCUAAACUGGUGGCAGCUCUACAUGAGGCUAAUGCUAACGUGGAGCAGUGGAAGAAACAGCUGGCAGCAUACCAGGAGGAGACAGAGAGACUCAGAGACCAGGUGGCGGAAUUAGAAGCCCAUGGAGGCCAUGGCCCCAGUGACCUCUUAAAAGAUGAGCUGACCCAGUCCCUAGAAGAGCUGGAGUCCCUGCUGAAAGCCAAAGAUGAGGAAAUCCACAUUUUGCAGAGCAAGAAGGCCGACUACCAUGAAAUGGAGCAUGAUAGAGAUGAAGCUAUUCGCAGAUUACGGGAAAUGGAGAUACGAAAUUCAGAGCUGGAGCGUCGCAUCGGGAACUCAGAGCAGAACCUGAACAACUCUUUGGAGGACCGGGAUCGCAUGGAUGCUGAAAUCCAGAGGGCCAUUGAAAUUCUAGACAUCAAGAUCUUUGACCUCAAUGACCUCCGCCAGAGUCUGGUUAAACUUAUUGAAAAAUAAAAAAAAUGGAGAAAACCUGACUCAAGGGAGGAAGACACACUAUGACAGGAUUAGUUUUGUUCUGGGCGAAGAAAACAAAUCAAUAUGGAGAUGCUCCCUGUCGUCUAAGGGCACAAAAGCCACCUAUGGCUACAGGAAGGUGUCUCCAAGCUGUGCUGUUCUCAACAAGGAGUUGGCCCAAGCAGCAGCAUACACAUGCUUGUCCAGUCUAUUGUAAUGCUUCAUGAUGCUUUCAAGGGUAACAUUCAAUGCAAUAAAACAACUUUAAGGUAAGUGCUUGACAGUGCUAGACAGUAAUAAUGGUGCUUGUAGUUUUUCCUAGGUAUGACUUUUGUACACAAAAUGACAAUGCAGUGGCAAUGAUACUGACAAGAGGCCUUGUUUAUUUUUUUCAAGUGACAGGUACGGAUAUCCACGAUAAAAUGAGUCCAUGCACAUAAGAAAAGUGAGAUAAUAUCAAGAGGACAGUGAAUGCAAAUAAAACUUACAAAAGACAAGGGAGAUGCCAAUGUAACAGCCUGCAUACAUCAUCAUUAUUACUGAAUUAACCACAAAGAAAGGAUGGUUUUUAGAAAUAGUAUGCAAGUAGUGUUUCAUUUUACAUUAUGGCAUGGACAAACAACAGACACUAAAUAUGAGAUCUGCAUAUUUACAAUAAUAUUACACAAAGUGUUGAAUCACUGAUAAGGUCUUCAUCACAUCUUCAUUCAAGCUAAUAAGAAAAAUUUAAGUCUAUAAGAGACCCAACAGUUAUCUGUAUGCACAUUUAAGUAGAUAAAAUCCAAUAAGUUAUGAUGAAUAUUAAUAUGAUAGAAUAAGAAAUGUUAAAAUAUUAAGUAAAGAUGAUAGAUAAUUCAAGACUAAAUGUUUCAGAUAAGUUUAAAUGGUGUUUGGACUCUGCUUCAUCUUUUCACAAGCCACUGACUUAGUAACUUAUUUAUGAUGCAUUCAAGGAAAUCACAUAUUCAUGCCUUCUGUCAUUUCUCAGCACGUUAACUUAAGCUGUGGACAAUAUGCCAAACGCCUUCAGAGUCUAUAACCACACCUACUGUAUCCUCGAACAGAGCAUACGAAGCUGUGUUUUUAUUUUUCAGGCCUUACUGUUUUAAGAUGGCUGUUAAUAGU
This is a messenger RNA of Cheilinus undulatus (humphead wrasse), 2640 nucleotides long. Its product is annotated as homer protein homolog 3-like. The transcript is spliced from 11 exons. NCBI's taxonomy places the organism in Eukaryota, Metazoa, Chordata, Actinopteri, Labriformes, Labridae. The record is from RefSeq and is a predicted model, not a curated record. Gene Ontology annotation, molecular function: G protein-coupled glutamate receptor binding. Bases 418 to 1515 code for a protein of 365 amino acids. Gene Ontology annotation, biological process: regulation of store-operated calcium entry; G protein-coupled glutamate receptor signaling pathway. Gene Ontology annotation, cellular component: postsynaptic density; dendrite; cytoplasm.